This is a messenger RNA of Engraulis encrasicolus (European anchovy), 1420 nucleotides long. It is a transcript of the gene uchl5, whose product is annotated as ubiquitin carboxyl-terminal hydrolase L5. The record is from RefSeq and is a predicted model, not a curated record. Gene Ontology annotation, molecular function: proteasome binding; cysteine-type deubiquitinase activity. Lineage: Eukaryota; Metazoa; Chordata; Actinopteri; Clupeiformes; Engraulidae. The coding region runs from base 140 to 1129 and encodes 329 amino acids. Gene Ontology annotation, biological process: ubiquitin-dependent protein catabolic process; protein deubiquitination. Gene Ontology annotation, cellular component: cytoplasm; Ino80 complex. The transcript has 11 exons.
UGCUGGGAAUUAUGCAGCGUGUAGUUAUCAUAGCGCUUGUCUGGUAGAUGACCAAUAUUGUUUGAGAAAUCAACGCUUAUUUAUCGUUUCUUAUUUGUAUUUGUAAGGCUUAGUUUGGGAGGUUAAAUACAUUUCCACAAUGGCCGGAAGCGCAGGAGAAUGGUGUUUGAUGGAAAGUGACCCUGGUGUUUUCACAGAGUUGAUAAAGGGCUUCGGCUGCAAAGGGGCACAGGUGGAGGAGAUCUGGAGUAUGGAACCAGAAAACUUCGAGAAUCUGAAACCCGUCCAUGGCCUCAUCUUCCUCUUCAAAUGGCAGCCUGGUGAGGAGCCCGCCGGCUCUAUAGUGCAGGAUUCGCGGCUAGACAACAUCUUCUUCGCCAAACAGGUGAUUAAUAACGCGUGUGCCACCCAGGCCAUCGUGAGUGUCUUAUUAAACUGCACACACCAGGACGUGCUCCUUGGAGACACACUCGCAGAGUUCAAAGACUUCUCCUCAAGCUUCGAUGCAGCUAUGAAGGGUCUUGCGUUGAGCAACUCAGAAGUCAUUCGUCAAGUCCACAAUGGAUUUGCCAGACAGCAGAUGUUUGAGUUUGAUGCCAAGUCGUCUGCUAAGGAUGAGGACGCGUUCCACUUCGUCAGCUACGUCCCGGUCAACGGCCGACUGUAUGAGCUGGACGGCCUCAGAGAGGGACCGAUAGACCUGGGUGUGUGCAAUCAGGAUGAUUGGAUCAACGCAGUGCGGCCAGUUAUUGAGAAGAGGAUACAGAAGUAUAGUGAAGGAGAGAUCCGCUUCAACCUCAUGGCCAUCGUGUCGGAUCGUAAGAUGAUCUACGAACGCAAGAUUACCGAACUACAGGCACAACUCACAGAGGGGGAGCCGAUGGACACAGACCAGAGCAGCACGCUGUACAGCUCCCUGCAGACAGAGAUCGCCAAGUACCAGAUGCUCAUCGAUGAAGAGAACCAGAAACUCAAGAGAUACAAAGUUGAGAACAUCCGAAGGAAGCAUAACUACCUGCCUUUCAUCAUGGAACUCCUGAAGACACUUGCAGAGUACCAACAGCUCAUCCCAUUGGUGGAGAAGGCGAAGGAAAAACAAAGUGCCAAGAAAAUUCAAGAGGCGAAGUGAUGUCUCUUCAUCAUGUUGUGUGUGUGUGUGUCUGUGUGUGUGUGUGCGCGCGCGUGUUUGUGUUCUGUGUGUGUGAAUGUAUGCGAAUGUGUGACUUGAGUUUAAAAAAUAAAAAAAACCCAGCACGGUUUUCAUUCUCCCUCCUCUGGGAUGCAACCCCCACCCUCGUUGCCCCCAACCCCACCCCCCGAGAGUCCAGGGCCAGUCACAUGUCACAUGUAAAGUGUUCAUCCACCAUCUGCAAAUGUUAGCAUUAAGGGCGUAAAAACUAAUAAACAUGUAUUAUUUUCA